UAACAUUUAUCUUUUCUUUUCUCUCAAAACUGCAGUUCCCAGAGAGUUGGUGGACCUUCACUUGAAGCUGAUGAGAAAGAUUGGGAAGUCUGUCACAGCAGACAGAUGGGAAAAAUACUUGAUCAAGAUAUGCCAAGAGUUCAAUAGCACUUGGGCUUGGGAGAUGGAGAAGAAAGGAUACUUGGAAAUGAGCGUUGAGUGCAAACUCGGGAUUCUGAAGUACCUCUGUGAGUGUCAGUUUGAUGACAAUCUAAAAUUUAAGAAUAUUAUUAAUGAGGAUGAUGCCGACACUAUGCGCAUUCAGCCAAUUGGUCGUGACAAAGAUGGCUUAAUGUAUUGGUACCAGCUGGAUCAAGAGCAUAAUGUUAGGAUGUAUGUAGAAGAACAAGAUGACCAGGAUGGGUCUACGUGGAAAUGCAUUGUCAGAAGCCGAAAUGAUCUGGCUCAGACACUCGAGCUCCUGAAAGCACAAAUUGAUCCUGCACUGUUGAAAAACAACAACCAGCAGGACAGUUCAUCACGUGAAAGCCCAAGCCUAGAAGAUGAAGACCCCAAAAAGGAAGAAGAAACAUCUACCCCAGAAAAAGAAUUAAAAAUAAAAGAAGAAAAAAAGACAGUGGAGGAACAGUCAAAAGAAUUAGAAAGUCUUCCUCCACCUACUACCACAGAAGAUGGAAACAUAAUUAAAGUAGAGAAAGUAGAAGAAAAGGAAAUUAUAAAACUCCCGGUUAUCGUAAAACUAGAGAAAACCCCAGAAAACAAUGAGGAAAAGCAGAUUAUCAAAGAAGAAAGCGAUUCGUUUAAAGAAAAUGUCAAGCCUUUUAAAGCAGAAGUAAAGGAAAUGAAAGUAGACCCAAGGGAUUUAAGAGAAGUAAAAGGCAGCACAGAUAAAAUAGUUCAUGAACCUGAGAGAUUAGACUUUUGUGUCAAUGUCAGAACUCCCCAGGAAAUUGUGGAGAAAUCUGUGGAGGAAAGUGAGAAGCUGAAAAAUGACCAGCAGGCAAAGAUCCCGCUGAAGAAGCGGGAGAUCAAACUGACCGAUGACUAUGACAGCCCAAUCAAGGGCCCCUUGUGCAAAUGUGUUACUCCCCCAAAAGAGGUCUUGAAAGAGGAAGGGAAACCAGAAGAGGAGGCUUUUAAGCGCGUUCCUACUAUUACUGCAUUAUGUCCUGAUGGGAAAUUACUAGUCAAUGGAGAGGUUAGCUGUGAAAAAGCCCCAAAUGUCACCCACAAUAAUAAGUCAGAACACUCCAUCAGCAUGAAGGAAGAGAGCAGCAGCUCAUUAAAGGAGAAAAAUGGUAUAAGUGGGGAAAAAGUACCAGACUGUUUAAACUCUGUUUGCAGAAUUGUGAAAAUAUGUGAGGUUGAGAAAACUGUGAUGCCUGUGGGAAAAGAGGUAGCAACUACAAUCUCUGAGAUUGCUAGUCAGAAAGUGCCUUUAAAAGUGGAAUCUAGUCCUACGGAAAAGGAGGCCCUCGACAGUAUGACUUCUGAGAUAAUAGUGGAAGAGGCCUCAAAAACUGUAGACUACCCCAAAGGCCCUGAAGAGAAGCUAAUUUUGAAAAUUAAAAAGGACAGAAGACUUCCACUUAAGGACAGCUUAGAAAAACUUGAAAAGUCUAUGAAGACAUCCACUUCUAAAGAGCCACCCAAGGUUGAUGUACCAGGUGAUGAGGGUUUGAAAAGCAAAAAUGAACUGGAGAAGAAACCUAAUUCUUCCAGAGCUGCUGAAACACCUCCAUCAUCUACUUCUCCUGUUCUUUCAGGCAAGCCUGUUUCAGAACAAGAGGGCUCUGACUGUAAAAGCACACUCCCUUGUGACAGCAAAAUACAGGAAAAAUCAGACUGUGAAAAGCCAACAGAGGAAUCGGAAGUUUCCAUGUCAGAACCAGAUAAACUAGAUAACGCCCAAAUCUCUAAUGCAGAGGACACUUCGGAGACUGAAAAUGAACCUACAGCACAGAAAAGCAAAUUUAAAUAUAAACUGGUUUCUGAUGAGGAAGGCUGUAUUACAGAUAACAAGGAGAUAACCUCGGAGAGGCAGAAAGAAGGAAUUAAAUUAACAAUCAGGAUCUCUAGCAGAAAGAAAAAGCCUGAUCCACCCCCAGAGGAUGCCAAUGCUGGUCGUACGUUAAGGAGGAGUCCAAGAAUAUCUAAACCUACUCCAAAAAUUGUGGAGACUCGAGAUCUGAAACCUGACAAAAAACGAAUUGAAGAUGAUGAGGAAAAAAUGGCAGCAGGGCAGAAGCAGGACCGAAAAGAGGAUGUGAAAAAACAGGAGAAGGAGCCUAAUGCUAAAGUCAGCAAGGUCACACAGAAAAGCAAAGUUCGGUGGGCGGGUACACGAACGCGUGGGAAAUGGAGAUACUCAAGUAAUGACGAAAGCGAGGAAUCCGAGAACGAAGAAAACACAGAGGAGGGCUCAGUAGAGGAGGAGGAAGAGGAAGAAGAGGAACCUGCACCUGCAGAUGAUGAUGAACCAUGCAAGAAGUGUGGCCUUCCCAAUCAUCCUGAGCUAAUACUGUUGUGUGACUCUUGUGACAGCGGAUACCACACAGCCUGCCUUCGCCCCCCACUGAUGAUAAUCCCAGAUGGAGAAUGGUUCUGUCCACCUUGCCAGCAUAAAUUACUCUGUGAGAAAUUAGAAGAACAGCUGCAGGAUCUGGAUGUUGUCUUAAAAAAGAAGGAGCGUGCGGAGCGAAGGAAAGAGCGAUUGGUGUAUGUGGGCAUCAGCAUAGAGAAUAUCAUUCCACCACAAGAGCCAGAAAUACAACAAAGUCCGGAGGAAAAGAAGAAAGAUUCCAAAAAGCCAAAGUCAAAACUACUUGAAAGGAGGUCUACCAGAACCCGGAAAUGCAUAAGUUAUAGAUUCGAUGAAUUUGAUGAGGCAAUCGAUGAAGCAAUAGAAGAUGAUAUCAAGGAAGCUGAUGGGGGAGGUGGUGGCCGAGGCAAAGACAUGUCAAAUAUCACAGGUCACCGUGGAAAGGACAUUUCUACCAUCCUUGAGGAAGAAAGGAAAGAAAAUAAGCGGCCCCAGAGGGCUGCUGCAGCACGUCGCAAGAAACGACGGCGACUAAAUGACCUGGAUAGCGAUAGCAAUCUGGAUGAGGAGGAGAGUGAGGAUGAGUUCAGGAUCAGCGAUGGAUCUCAGGAUGAGUUUGUGGUAUCAGAGGAGAACUUAGAUGAGAGUGAAGAUGACCCACCGUCGAAUGACGACAGUGAUUCAGAGUUCUGCGCCCGCAGACCCAAGCGGCACCACUCCAGGCCGAUGAGACAAAGCAGGCGGUUACGAAGAAAAAGAGUCAGGAAAAACUAUUCAGAGGAUGAUGAGGAGGAAGAUUCUGAGGACAAUAUCAGUAGGGAGUCUGACAGCGGUGAUUAUACAGACUACAGUGACGAUGAUUACCUGGAAACUAGGCGGAGAAGAUCCAGGAGGAAUCAGAAGAGACAAGUGAACUAUAAGGAGGAUUCAGAAAGUGAUGGCUCACAGAAAAGUGUCCGAUAUGGAAAGGAGUUAAGACGAGUUCAUAAACGAAGGCUUUCUACUUCGGACAGUGAAGAGAGCUACCUGUCCAAGAACUCUGAAGACGACGAACCAGCAAAGAAAUCCAAGCGGUCGAUCCGAAAGCGCAGCCGGAGUACAGACGAAUAUUCGGAAGACGAGGAAGGGGAUGAGCAAGAGGAGGGGAGACCUGUCCGCAAGCGGCUGAAUCGAAUCGAGACAGACGAUGAAGAUAACUGCGACAGUGCUAACAAUGACGUGGAGAAGCCUGCUCCUGCUCAUAAGCUAUCGGUGCCACAUGCUCCUCACGACAGCAUCAAGAAGCCCUCCUACCGGAUAGAGAGUGACGAUGAAGAUGACUUUGAUAAUGUAGGAAAAGUAGAAAGCCCGUUGGACUACAGCCUAGUGGAUUUACCUUCCACCAAUGGACAAAGCCCAGGUAAAACAAUUGAGAACUUGAUUGGCAAACCAGGUGAGAAGACCCAAGCCCCCAAGGACAGCACAGCCAAUGCUAGCCUGGCACCCAAUGGGACAGGGAGUGGGCAGGAGGCAGUAGGUCCAGAGGAAGAGGAAGAUGAACUUUUGAGAGUGACUGACCUGGUUGAUUAUGUCUGUAACAGUGAACAGUUAUAAGACUUUCUUCCAUUUUUGUGCUAAUUUAUUCCACGGUAGCUCAUACCAGCGGGCCAGUUGUUAAAAGCUGUUUUAUUUUUCCUAGAAAAUUCUCCACUACAGUAUCACUUUUUAGAAGCAAGAAUUUCACCAGUCCUGCAGUCUUUCUGUGAAGUGACCAGUUUUGAACUUUGAAGAUAAAUUGCUGUAAAUUCCCUCUCAAUUUUUUUUUUUCCCUCUCCUUCCAAGUCCAUGGUCCUGGGUAAUUUCAUUCACCAAAACGUCACAGCAGCAAGAGAUUUGUAUAUUUUUGACUUUAUAUUUCCUGAGGGCAUACAAAUUUGUGGCAACGGGUGGCCUAAGAAAGCAUUCCAAACCCAUCAGGGCCCAAAGUGUAACGGGGCAGGGCUAGCGGGGAGGGAGGGGUCCUGGAAGCACUUGUGCUUUAGCUUUUUCAUAUGAGAUAUAUAUUCUAUUUAAAUGUUCACAACUUAGAUUACAGUUUAACAGACAGGUUCAGCAUUAACAUCUGUACUGUUCAUCUUGUGAGUUGUAAAUUAACAUACCAUAGCUCGUUUUAGUAAAUCACCUUCAUGAAAGCAGUUUGAUUUAAUACCGGAGGCAACCACGGUUAGAGGCCAAGAAAGUACCAUGAACACCAACUCUAGUAUCCAUUAUGACUUGCAGUUUCCUAAUAAACAUCCUUUAAAGUGUUUGUACAGUAAAGUGUACUGUAAUGAAGUUUUGACAGUUGAAACGUGCUAGCAAUGCAUUUACAAAGCUUUUCCACACGUAGUCCAUUAGAUGGCUUGUCACAUACGGUGUCUGAUGGAAGGAAAUAUCGAAAGGAUGUUUGUCUGUAAAGGGAAUAGCUUCAUUGGGGUGCUGUGCGCUUUUGCAGGCAACAGAACAAGUAACUGCCUGGCCUUUUGAGUUUUAUCUGUCCAAGUAUUUGGAAUGGAAUAUGUUUGUACAUACUGCAUUGACCACAGGAUUACGACACAUCUGAUGAUGGGGGGAUUUUCAAAUAAACCUUGACUGGUCCAUUCAUGUCCUAAAUAUCUACUUCAAAUUGAAGUAAACAAAUGGAGCAGUUUUCCUUUUGGAGGUUUUCUGUUUUGGGUGUGUGCGUGUGUUUGUUUUGAUUUACUUAUCUGCCUGGAUGUAUUAGCAGGUUUUGAAUGUAGUGUUGGCCUUUGGCCAUUAGAAUUUUCUUAAUAUACAUUUUAAUAAUUGUCACGUGACCAGCUGAUUUCAAGAAGGCAGUAUUUCUGGGAGAAAACACUUAAUUCCAAGGGCCGAUCAACUUUGGAGUGGACGUGCAGUGACAUGUGCUUGUAUUCAAGUGUAGAGACUUUAAAAAUCCUGGACAGCUUACGCAGCACAUAAUGAACAGCAGAGGUGCAGGUUGUUUGUGGUAAAAAUUGGCUUUCUCUUCACUCUACAAUAAGAUGCAGGCUGCGGUGCUUGAACAUGUUGCAGCACAGAGACGGCUCAAACCCAUCUGCCAAACAUUGAAAUCCAAUGAGGUCACAUCUGUUAAUCCUUUUGCUCUGAGAUUUGGAAUUUUUGUCUGGUGUUAUGUCCAUUGCCGGCAAUGGAUGCACCAGAUUUGCUGCUGGCACCAAGGAGUGAGUUCUCCUUCCCUGCCCCACCCAGCUCCCCAACAUAAUAUUGUAUUUCCUAGUCAGUCAGUAGUUAAGCACUUCUGUUUUAUUGUAAUAAAACUGGCAUUAGGCCUUUACAAAAUACCUCUCUAGAAAACCUAGAUCCAAAAAAACUUACCUUCUCGCCUUGAAAGUCUUGUUUUUGUUGCUGUUUUUGUUUCCCUCCUUUUCCAUGCGAGUUCUGUAGGACCCACUCCAUUCAUAUUAUUCAUUUGAAAUCGAGCGGUGCAUUUAUCCUUCUAUAAAACUAGAAUCGUCAGCAUUGCAAAAAGGUUUGGACCGAAUCAUUAUUUGCUGUGCUAAGCCAGGUUUCAGACCUAAAAAAAUUUUAAAAAAAUUCAGUUUCUAAAUGAGAGUUUGUUCGAUUUGAAUUAAACGCAGUGCUUUUUCCCAUCAUAUCAACUUGCUAACAGGUUAACGCAUUUCAUUAUCAGAUGUUAAAAAACAGGGUAGUGAAAAGCCACAGAAGUUUAGAAAGUGUUCUUAAAGCUUAUGUAGCAUUUUAAGCUACUGUAUAUGGGUUUUUUCCCUUUGCUUAGAUGAUGCAUAAAUGUAGCCCACCUACAUUUCUAACAUCCAUGCAUCUUAAAACAAGCCAGACCACUGGCUUCCUUUCUCCAGUUUUAGUCAUUGCUGAACGUGUUUGCUAUUUGCAGUGCAAACUGGCUAAUCACGUGUAGCAGCAUUCUGUGCGGCCAUGAUUUUUCAGUUGUUUGGGCAGUGCCAUAACCCUUUCACUGCUUGACUUUGCCUUUUGACAUCUGAUCAGUGCAGUAGCAAACAGUCUUGUUUGUAGAGUUCACGCUGACUUUCAGCUAUUUAGUGGGCAAGUCCUUUAAAUGUAGUAAAAAUGCAGAAGAGGUGGAAGGAUUGGAUACAGUACCUAGGAAGAAAAUCGGAUGCUGGCUCUUACUCAUGGGAGUGGUGUGAAAGCAAAAAGAUGUUAAAAAGGUCAAUUGGUACUAAUGCCUUAGCCGUGAAGCAGGAGACAGUGUGUGCAGACUGUAAUACUGUUCUUGAGUCUGAUUGCUCAUGCAGCCCUUUUAUAAAUCAGCCUUUCUGGUUGAUUUGAAGGUUUCUAGGGCUCCCUUGCAUAGCAGUGGGAAUCUUGUCCAAUUAAAUCCUGCAGAAUUUGGCUUAAAGAGGGGGCCUGAAUUUUCCCCCUCCUGUUGUGAAGAUGUUCUGUUUAAUGGGAAAUAUAUAACACCCCCUUGGAAGUCUGCAGUCCCCAUGAGCGCAGACCAGAAUAAUGGUGCAUUGUACGGGUAGCCACACCAGAUCACGUCCUACUGUAAUCAGUCAGGACUGAAGAGCAGUGCCUUUGGAUUGCUCCACAAUGAUUGCUCCCCUUCACUUCAGUUUAAGAAUCGCAAGAUCAAACAGCUUUACAAUCAACAUGGAAACUGGCCUUGAGGGUUUUUAACCAGCCAGCUAAAUAGAAAAGAAAUCAGCAGACAUGAGUCCUAUAAGUAAUCAAAUUAUUGCACAAACUGACAUGCAUCAGGAUGUUACUAACAGCUGGCAUACGGCAUUUGUUUUUAAUUGAACACUGUUUUAGAGCAGAGCUGAGUGGUAAGUUAGUUGAUUUUAAAGUGCAAUUUGGGUUUUAAGUGGGUUUGGGGGGGUGGGCUAUAAAUUAAGGGAGCAGGGGUGGGGGUGGCAAUUUUUAAUCCAUAUCACAAGGAUGAGAGACUGGUAUUUGCUGGCUUGCAAACAGCCGGUAUGGGCAUUGAGGACUUAAGUGCACUGUGGCUUUACUUCAUGCUAAAAGGAUGUGAUGCAAUAAACUAACCAAACUCAUAAUAUAAGACUUGUCUGUUAAAAAAAAUACAAAUUUAGAGGCAGGUGGCAUCUCUUGGUUCAAUGAUAAUUAUAGGAAGAUCAGUGCUAAACAGUUUAUCUCUUGGAGCAUCUGAUAGUUCAGAACUGCGGCCAUUAACUCACAUGCCAACACAAACAUGCCUUCCUGAUCCUGCAUCCAAAGCUUGCUCUGUUCUGAUGGCACAUAAGAACAGGGAUUUUUUUUUCUGAAUCAUGUGUUUAUCAGGUAUAUCACCUUCUUCAAAGCUUACUUAAGGUGCCUCAGUUGCUUUUAUGCUAAUUUGAUCUAACUGUUUAGCUCGGCUUCUCUUUUUCCAUUUCCUAUAUCUGAACUCCUCACAGGGACACCUUGUUAUUCAAAGAAUGUCACAGCAACAUAGAUGUUCAUAAAAGGGGCAAAACCCUCCCCCCAUAACCUUUGCAUGGUUGUGGUACAAUAUUUAUGAUUUAUCUUAACAUUUAUCAUUUGAACUACAUUACUAUCCAGAUCCAUUAUAGAGCUCUGUCUUCAGGCUCUUCCCACUUGGCCUUGAAUGCUCUUCAACAGGAAAGCUUGGCCCAAAAUAAAUGUUCACAGAUGUGUGUUAUUGAUGUGUAAGAUGCAGUGGGUGUCCUAGCGAUGUUUCUCUAUCAGAAUACGUCCAGUUCAUUGGGUAAAUAAAACCUUUUAAAUGGAUAUAUCAAAAUAUAAAACCUUACCUCCUUCUAGCAGCAACAAACCUCCAUUGAAGAAAUUGGUGGGGUGAGCCCCAGUAAUUCUUGUGGAAAAGCCCGGUCCCUUCCAUAGGGGACUGCUUCUGGGGAAGUCAUCGAGAUACUCAUUGGCAUAAGGGUGUAUGGACUCGCACUCCAAUUUCUUGGUACAAUCCAGGAGAUACUUGGUGCUGAUCUUACCUUGUGACUUGCACCCUUUUCUUGAGUGAGGCUAUGGGAUGUGGUUCUUAAGUCAUGGAAGCCAGGAAAGGAGAAGUUAUCAGAGAGAAGCCUUAAUGUUCAUUGAGCUCACUUUGGUCAUAUGUAUGGAACUAAUUUUUCAAAAAUGACUAAUGAUUUUGGAUGCCUCUGGUUCUGGGUAUUUGAUCCGAGAUGCAUAAAGGCAGUUGACUUCAGAAAUGGCAGAGCACCCACUUGCUGGAGAUUGGACCCCUCCAAGGAGCCUCACACUGGACACCCAGGAUAGGAGACACGGUGCAUCUACACAAGAUGCUAAAUGCUCAGUAGACUAAUUCUACUGCGCAUUAGCACAUCACAGCAAAAGCUGUGUAGUUGUGCUAAUGCGCAGUAGAAUUAGU
Molecule: messenger RNA, 8894 nt
Organism: Alligator sinensis (Chinese alligator)
Lineage: Eukaryota; Metazoa; Chordata; Crocodylia; Alligatoridae
Gene: RSF1
Product: remodeling and spacing factor 1
Exons: 15
Coding region: 71-4135 (1354 amino acids)
Biological process (GO): regulation of DNA-templated transcription
Cellular component (GO): RSF complex
Source: RefSeq, a predicted model, not a curated record